AUGCGUUCGACUAUUUUCAAGAAGAUUGUUGUUCCUAGUAAUAUAGUGAGUCCACCACAGCAAGCAACUACUCUCUCUCCGGAAAUUACUACGAUUGCAUAUUUUUCAGUGCCAUUGAUCAUUGUUGGUGCUGUGUCAUUUCUGUUGUGCCUAUUGUUCGUGAUUGUACUGUCAAUAAUCUGCAGGAAAAUAUAUUGCAAUAGAAAAUCAGAGCAGAAAAAGAAUUCUUCAACAGUAGACGAUUUGGCAAAAUUAGCUGGUUUUCCGCAACCAAUGACUUCCCACAACGCUCCAAGAAAAUGGAAUCAAUCUUCGCCAACGCUAGAAUGUUCACCGAAGCAAGACACAGUCGUGUAUUCAAGAAACAAUGAAAACAGAUCUACAAUCAGUACAAUCAGUGGUUCUUUGCAUAGUUUUGAAGACAUCAUAUUGUUAAAGCCAAAUACAUUAUCCAGGAAUGACAGCAGUUAUGCAUAAGAUUUUUAAAAAAUAUAUUCAUAUACAUGUAUUUGAUAACAGCUGUUGAACGUUUACUUUCCCUUUAAAAAUGUAUGUUGCAUAGUGUAUGGUGUAAGGUGUAUGACGAA
Messenger RNA from Mytilus californianus (California mussel), 587 nucleotides. RefSeq lists its product as uncharacterized. The record is from RefSeq and is a predicted model, not a curated record. Bases 1 to 477 code for a protein of 158 amino acids. The transcript has 7 exons. Lineage: Eukaryota; Metazoa; Mollusca; Bivalvia; Mytilida; Mytilidae.